CGGCGCUGCUGUUUUUUGCUGUCGAGUCACCUCUGUGUGGUCAGGAUGGAGGAAAACGAGCUGCUACCAUGCUGAGAAACCACGGAUAACCCGACGACCGAGCAUCACACACCGGGGACACCUAAAGGACACGAGUCGCCGUUUUUGAUCCACGAACCUCCUGCGUCGUCUCACGUACACGUCGCCAAAAUGAUGGAGGAAAUCGACAGGUUCCAAGUGCCUCCAGUUAACGGGGAGACACAGCCAUUGGACCCAGCAGCAUCCUCCACCUCAGAGAUGAUCCCUGACACCAAGGGAGAGACUGUGGCCAUGAACUACAAACCAUCACCACUGCAAGUCCAAAUAGAGAAACAGAGGGACCUUGCCAGGAAGGGAUCAGUGAAGAAUGGCACAGUGGGAAGUCCUGUCAAUCAACAACCCAAGAAGAAUGCCAGGACAAGGUUGGUCGUGCCAAACAAAGGUUACUCCUCUCUAGACCAGAGCCCGGACGAGAAACCCCUGGUAGCACUGGACACUGACAGUGAUGAUGACUUUGACAUGUCCAGAUACUCCUCAUCAGGAUACUCCUCAGCCGAGGUGAGAUGUCUGAGGGACCAGCAGAUCAACCAGGACCUGAACAUCCAGCUCCUAAAGGAUGGCUACCGGCUCGAUGAGAUCCCAGACGACGAGGACCUGGAUCUGAUCCCCCCCAAAGCAGUGAACCCCACCUGCAUGUGCUGUCAGGCUGCUCCCUCCACAGCCUGUCAAAUCCAGUAGCACCAUUUUGCCCCCCCCCCCAAAAAAAUCUCCUGCCUGUCACCUGCACCGACGCCAACUACUGAGCAGAGUGGCUGCAAGGAGGAAAACUAUCAGCUUGCAAAGGCACAAAGGGAAAAAAGGAGGGUUUAUAAAUGCUAAAAUGAGAAAAGGAUAUACAGUAGGUGAAGUCUUGAGAAAAUGUACAGUAUCUGUGCACCUUCCUCCUAUGGUUGGAUCUGUGCAUUUCACUUCUGCGUAGUUGCAGGGCCUCGACUGAUGGCAGAAACUUUACCUCUAAUGACGACGUGUCACUUUUGCUUCUCCUUUGUUCGACAUCCAUGUCAUGCUUGUGGAUAUUUUCUGUUAUGAGGACGAUGAAGGAUUGUGCAACAUUGUGCAGGAAGAGGGACAAAAAUAGAAUGGGAUGACAGAAACUCUACCAAAUGCAUGUAAUGGUGACGAGGUGUCAUCAUCGGUAGUGAACCCACCCACGGAAAGUACUUUUUUUCUGCUUGUGCGUCAUUGAUGGUGAGAUUAAUGGACGGGAAUGGAUCGGAUGUUGUGGCCAUUGUUUUUUUCCCAUCAUUUCUUUCUGCCAGUCUGUUUUGUCUGCCCAUGUAUACGUGUCAGACAUGAAAGAUGAAAUGUGUGUGUCUGGUUAUGUCCAGGAAAGUAGUGCUAAACCAUUAAGUUACAAACACAAUCACAACAUCCAUCCAUCCAUCAACUAUACUGCUUAUCAUUUUGAGAGUUGGGGCCCGGUCACACAUUCACAAUUGCAAAGUGAAUAUCGCAGGUACACCAAGGUUGAACUUCACAAGAGGUCACACUGCGAUUUGCCUCGGCACAGGAAGUGCAUGUUUUAUUCGCCCCCUCGCUCGCUCAGAUAAAAGAUUUACAGGAAGCAAACACAUUUGUGAAUGUGUGACCGGGCCUUUAGGAUGAGGGUUAGCCAGUCUAUCACAGGCUAAACAAGCAUUUGCCCAAAACUACGAGUUGCCAGUUACCUGCAUGUCUUUGGACUGUGGGAAGAAGCCGGUGAAUACGCAGGCAUGGGGAGAACAUGCAAACUCCUCACAGCAAGGCCUAGUUGAACUGGGGUUCAAACCCAGUUGGUUCAAACCAUGCUGCCCCAUUCACAACAUUGAAAUACUAAUGCCAGAUUUAUUUUUUAAAUGUUUGAAUGUUAAACCAAGGUCGUACUGCUUAACUGUUCCCUAUUCAGUUAAAAGAAGCUGAAAACAAAUAGUUUUGCAUGUUGCCUGUUAACACUAUUGUCUAAUGAGCAGCCUGUGCAGAUGAUUCCUCUGUUUUUAUUGACCCCCCCACACACACGUCCUUGUGCUAAUGAGACAUUAUGUGAGGUGCACUUGGUAAUAUUUAGGUUUACCUACUGUAGUAUCAGUAGAUGUAGUGAUUUAAAGACAGUGGCAGGAACAGCUCACGAGUUUGUGUGUACCUGCUGUUGGUAGCCCCGACAUGAGAGGAUGUUUAAAUUAUUUGCAGAAGCAGGUGCCACACUGGUGAACGUGGUUAUAAAACACUUCAUAUAAUUAAGGGAAUCAGUGAAUGGAUAAAAGACUCGAGAUAAUGUGCAGAUACACUGAGAAUUGUUGAAUUUUUGAUCAUACAUGAGAAUGCGUACAAAGGGAUUUCAUGUUGCCUGGAUGGAAAUGAAAUGGGAUUUUUUUUCUGGUAUACAAAAGGAAUUUUUAAAAUGUUCUCCUUUCUUUUAAGUUCUGUUUUAAGUGUAUUUGUUUUCUAUGUUUGUAUAUUCACGCGUACUCCUCCUAGAGGUCGAAAACAACAUUUGUCCGACUCUGGGACAAGAAGUGUAUAUGUAGCACCUGACACAGCUGUGUAUUGUCAAUGCUUUAUGCCAAUGGAUAUUCUCCAUUAUGUUGAAAAGGAAGUAGUCCUUGCUGUAUAGAAGUACUGAAUACCCUUUUUUUGUUGCCAUGUUUACAUCAUUCUGAAGACAUAUCUGGAGCUUUCAGUUCAGUCAGCUGUUCUCUAGUCGAUUGCAUGUUAAUCUUCUCAGUGGAAGUGGGUUUCCCAAAAACAUUUACAUAUUUCUAACUUCCUUAUCUUUUUAGCUUUUAUCCAGCUAAUGGGAAAGAUAGCUUUUCAUAUAAGUUGAUCUUAGCAUUAGUUAAGGCAGAUCACUAUUAAUUGAGCCACAAUCCAGUAUGAAAGCUGACAGCAGCAGAUCUUAAUGGAAGCCCGCAUCAACUGGCGGCUCAGCUGAUCCCCUCCUAUUCAUUCAAGUGGCAAAGCUGAUAUUGCACACUCUAUUUAAGAUGCUUUAGCUGGCCCACUUCUCAACCUGCCUUUACCCCAGCACCUCCUUUUCAUAUUGAAUCUUACAAAAUCACUGAACCUUUUUGCUCUGAGGUGCUAACCACUGCACCACCUGCCAUUGCAAUUCAAAUCAAAUUAAUUCUGCUGUCAGUCCCCCUGACCGAACUACAGUUUAAGGCAUGUGUACAUGUUACACUGGUCCAAGUUAUUUCCUCAUGGUCAUGUGCAGUGUAUUGUGUUUACACUUUUACAUGGGAUAUUACAUAGUGUCUGCAUCUACAGUGCAAUCUCAUUUCUAGUAACAUGUUUUGAUAUAAAAUGGUGUUUUUGGGAAACCUCAUCUUUUAUAACUGAUGCUUUUCUCCAUGUGUUCAUAUAUUUCACCAUUCAUUGAAUGAAGGUUCAGUGUGUGAUGUACGACUCUGAAAUGACAGAUGUGUGGAUAAGAGAGGAAUCGCUGAUAGUGAUGCAUCAUUUGAUUUACAAAAGUACACAAACUGAUUUUUUUUGCAUAUAAGGUGCCAUAUGUGUAGAUAAUGUUACGGUGCAGUAGUUCAGGUGAUAUGUCACCAACGCCUCCAGCUGAGGUGUGUGUUAGAGCAGUGGCUGUAUACACUACAGUACAACAUUAACAAUGAUGAGGUCCUGACUGUGACUGAUUAUGGUGCUUCAUUAAUUUUAAUCAUUAAUAUCAUCCACUCAAACAGGUUGUGUGCACUGUACUCCUGAGAUUUGGACACUAAUGUAAUGCAUUGUAACAAGCUAUUUAUUUGCAGUUGCGUGUGUUUUAAUUUAUUUUUCCAUGUAUGGGAAAUAAUCCAUAUACAAACAGAUGCUUUUUAUUUGUCAGAUGUUUUAUUAUGAUGAUUGUGUACUGGUUCCAUUUAGGUUUUAACAGUGUUAAAGUUCUGUGUAUAGUGCAACAUAUGACAAAUAAUAAAUAUUAGAUAUCGGAAUUUUGAUGUUUCCACAUGCUUCUGUAAAUUCAUUGCACAUUUUUUUGCUUGAGACCAUAAACAGCAAAACUGUUUUCCACC
Molecule: messenger RNA, 4076 nt
Organism: Paralichthys olivaceus (Japanese flounder)
Lineage: Eukaryota; Metazoa; Chordata; Actinopteri; Pleuronectiformes; Paralichthyidae
Gene: fam219aa
Product: family with sequence similarity 219 member Aa
Source: RefSeq, a predicted model, not a curated record